GUCUUGUCCACACACAGCUGCUGCCGGGACUCUCGAUUCUGAGACUUUAGAAGAGAAACAAUGUUUAGGAACAGAUGGAUUUCAAGCUACGUGGGAAGUGUCGUUUGUCCUGAGGAUCCAGAUUUUAACAGCGACGGGACGUUCCGACACUGUCCUUCACGACUUCAACACGGCAAGAAGUCAAGCUUCCAGAAGAACUUUGUGUUCGAAGUCAAAAGGGAUUUUGCAAACAACUCAAAGGAUUUUGAUGCACAUAUACUCGCUGUCCUUCCAAAAGUUUCAGAAUUAAGGAAGCUCUUUGAGCCAAGCAGGAAAGUUAUCUCCGAAAUGAAAAGAAAAGAGAGAAUAGCAAGGCGCUUAGAAGGAAUUGAAAACGAGGCCCCUCCGAUAAUGCUGCAGAGUCGUUUACUAGAGGAAGACACCCCGAGGUAUAUGCGAGCAACAGAUGCGUAUAGCCCCCAUAUAGGACAUUCAAAUGAAGAAGAAAACUCAGAUUCUUCAAUAGAAACGCAUUGUAGAUUGAGAAGCCGGAUACAACCACAAGGACCCCCAGUUGAUUCUUCUACUUCCGUUCAAAUGGAUCCACAUGAUCCACACGAACAAGAAUCAAAAGCCGAGCGCAUUGCCCGAUACAAGGCAGAGCGCAGGAGGCAGCUGGCGGAAAAAUACGGAAUUGCCGUGGAUUCAGAGCCAGAUUCAGAGUACCAUUCAAGGUUCAUGUCAUCGAGGAAAGACAGUGAUACCUCUGAGAAAAGGUCAGGGCUCUGUGACCUGGAGGAAAGCAAGGACAGUAGUUCUGAUUACUUGUAUCGACCAGACAGUCGGGAGUCGCAAAGGGUUCGCCCGUUACAGCCGAGGAAUCACGACCUUAAUGAGAACCUGCCGGAGCAAAGUGUUCUUCAGAAUCUGGAAAACAAUAACGCGUUUCAAAGCAUCUCUGAGUUAGAUGGUAAUGCUAAAUCUGCCUUCUCUAUUUUGGGGCAAAGCAGACAAGACAUUGCUUUUAGUGAAGCUCCAAGGUCACCCAAGUUUCCUCUACGUACAUCGCAGACCUCAUCCCCAAAGCGUCCGUCGUCCCCCAUAUCUGAUCAACAGCAGAGUGAAAGCAGACAAGGUUCAGGGAAGCCGAAGCCUGAAUGGUACCUCCAGAAAGAUUCAGAUGGGGAAACCCCGUCUCUCAUCAGCUGGCCUUCCAGAGUUAAAGUUAGAGGCAGGAUGGUCAGAGAGGAGAACCUUCAGGGGAGUCCCAUACCGGACACGGAGACCUCUGUCCAAAAGAAGCACCAUCCUGUGCCCGUUUACUAUGUGCCGUUCCAGUCUGAAACAUCCGCUUUUGAUAGGGUUUAUAAACAGCCGUCCCCUGCUCGUCAACCAACACAUGGCUACAUCCAGCCUGCUGGGGCUGCUCAUUCGUCUAAGAUCGUUACACCGCGCGAGCCUGAAAAUAUCAUGGUUUCUGCAUUUACCACGUCCCUGAAAAAUCCCAAAGCUGUCGGUGAAGCUGACGCGGAGAAGGGCUAUCCUGUUUUUCGAGAUCAUAACAAUGUAUCUGACUCACUCAAGCAGGUGGUCAGUAACGGUAAAUCCCAUAGUCCUUAUGAUGAACAACCUGUCUACAUGUCAUAUUCUGGCAAGCCAACAAGAGAAAUUUCCCCAGAACACAAAGAAAAGCUUAUCAAUAAAUCACACAGCUUUAGCUCGCAGGAAAAGGUUCCAGAAACCUCUGGAAAGAGCGAAGCCAUUCUGUAUCUUCAAAGAGCAUCAUCCUUCUCUCCUGCAAAACCUCAAGGUCCUGCUAAAGAGGUUUCUACCAUGAAGCAUAAAAUGCUAACCCGUUCCAUGUCGGACUCUGGGACCCAGAAGCAGGAAGCCUUUAAGGUCAAGGAUCCGGAGCCAGCGAAAGAGAUGCUGUUUUUAAGUACUGAAGAAAGCGGCCCCAUCGCAAACGGUGAAUCUGGCAUCGUGGACACCAAAGUAUCUGUAGCCCAGCUUAGAAGUGCUUACUUGGAGACGGCAAGCGCAAGCAGAAAAGUUGAUCAUGAACCUAAGGCUGAAAUGCCAACAUCAAGUGUUGAUUUGCCUGCCAGUGCUGAGCGGGAAAGAGGCCCUCGGCGGCCAAGACUCUAUUUCUCUCCUGGUGAUAAUAGAAAAACAUCUGAACGAUUUAGAACUCAACCUAUUACGUCAGCCGAGCGGAAAGAAACGGAUAGGUCAGCACUUGAAAAGUCUGAGGCUACUGAUGAGGAAGCAAAGUUGGAUGAACGAGCAAAACUGAGCGUGGCGGCUAAGAGGCUUCUUUUUAGGGAAAUGGAAAAGUCUCUGGAGUCGAAAACCACUAAACCCCGUUCCCGAAAUGCGGCCGUGGAGCGUAGACUUCGCCGUGCUCAGGACCGAUCGCGUACGCAGCCCGUUACCACCGAGGAGGUGGUGAUCGCCGCGACCGAGCCUAGCACUGCCUCGCACGCUGUGUCCGCACACACCGUACCCCCGAGAGUACGUAGCCCCACUGUAACUAAGAGCCCCGUGCAGCGUAUCAGUUUGCAGGCCUCUGCGCACCAUAAGGCAAAGGCCAGGGAAGAAAAGCAAAUCUCCAAAGAAAUGCACGACGAACCGAGCAUUCCUGAAGAGCCCGACUCGUCCUCCCUGACGCUGGCUGAAAAGAUGGCGUUAUUCAAUAAACUUUCCCAGCCAAUCACAAAGGAGGUGUCAGCCAGAAGCAGGAUGGGAAUGAAACAAAGGAGAAUGAAUGCUCGCUACCAAACUCAGCCGGUUACGUUUGUAGAAGUCGAACAGUUCAAAAACGGAGGUGAAAAGAUAGCGCCGUUAUCCCAGAACGUUGUAACUUCUGUAGCAACUCUAACCUCUCGUCCAUCACCUGCAUCCCCUGGGGACAUGAAUGUCACAAAGUCCUCUGCUUAUGAUGAAAGACUAUCGAGUGUCUCCAGCAUUUCCACCAUGCUGCACACUUCAUCGGAAACCGGAAACGCCACAGAACGAAGCCUGCUGCUGUCAGAGUGCUGGAGUCCCUGUGCCAAAGAUAAAGUCGAUGAAAAGAAUUUCAGGAAACUAAUGGCAGACGAGUCGAGUAUCUCGAUGAUGGAAGACAGCAACUUCAGCAAAUGCAGCUCCGUCCAGAAGGAAGUCCUCCAUCCUGUUCUCCGUGUGGCUAAGGAGGUGGAGGACCAGAAAGCAGCCGGGCAAGUUACUUCAAGUAGCAACGCGGUGGAAUUGUUCAGCCCCCAAACACUGUUUCAGCCUGUUCAGCAUGGAGAAUUCCAAGUGCCUGACACUGCCCCGCAGGUAGAUGACGAAGAAACGAGGCAGCGCCAGAAGAGAAGCAUACAGAGUGAAUUGAGCAUGAGAAGGGCGCUCGCAGCAGAGAUCGCUGAGCCGGCCUCUGAACUUCUUGGCACUGCAGCAGCGAAGCCUGUUUCUCACACUUCGCCCGCCGUGUCCUCCAGACCACAAGCAUCCGAGCCGAGCGAAGAAAACCCCUUCGAGAAAACAGCUGAGCUUUCCUCUGCCAUCAGCAUCAAGUCGGACGAGGAGCUCGACGACCUCUCCGGCAAAGCCAUGUCUAUCCGAGACAGGUUGGCCCUGUUGAAGAAGAGCGGCGAAGAGGACUGGAAAAACAGGCUUAACAAAAAGCAGGAGUUCAGCAAAGUGUCUGUCAUUGAGCGCAGCUCGCGCACGCAGCUCUUGGAAAUAGAACAGUCCCUGCAGAAGAAGGAUGAAGGUGGUCAUAGAGAUGAUUAUGUCCCUUGUAAUCGGCUGUGGGAACCUGUGUAUGCUUCUAUUUAUUCUCCUGCUAUACCUGCUGCCUAUAAAUGCCAGUAUUUUGUUCCUAUAAAUCAGGUCAGUAAUACUAGCGUCAGGGAGUCGAGCCCUGUGGUCUUUGAUGAACAUCAUCCCUGGAGAUGGAAGCAAAGAGCGGCUGAUGGAAGCGUGAUUCCGAUGUCUAUUGAAGAACGAAAACAGCAGAUUACAGUACGGGAAGAAGCAUGGAAGUCCAGAGGCAUCGGAGCCGCAAAUGACUCAACGCAGUUUACAGUCGCUGGACGCAUGGUUAAAAAAGGGUUGGCAUCACCUGCAGUAGUCACACCUGUUGCCUCUCCGCUGGGUCUCAGAUUAAAGACUUCAACAGCUGUCUCAAAACCAUUAGAAGAAAUCGAAGCCAAGCCUGAGCUGAAUUUGGAGUCUGACAGGAAAUUGGACAAACUUGAAUCGUUUUUGGGGAAACUGCAUAACCGAGUUGGAGGGAUGCAUGACACCACUCUGACGAUCACCAGUAAAACUGUGAAAGAAGUUAUGAAACUCGAUGAUGAUGAAACCUUCACGAGGUUUUACCGACCCUUGGAAAGCCCCACCGCCAUUGUGCCAUUUGGUUUCGAUGAAGACUUUGAUAUCCUCUUCAGCUCAGAAGAACCAAAGCUGACGUCUGCCGUAGCAGAACAUAAACGUGCCAUCCGACCGGUGCGCAAAGUGCAACAUUCCGGGAACCCUCUGAAACUUCUAGCAGCGAGAGAGGACAUCCUGCAGGAAUACACAGAAACCCGGCUCAAUGUUGCCUUUAUGGAGUCAAAGAGAAUGAAAGUAGAAAAAAUGUCUAAGAACUCCAAUUUCUCAGAAGUAGCACUUGCAGGCCUGGCAAGUAAAGAAAACUUUAGCAGCGUCAGUCUACGCAGCGUAAACCUAACAGAGCAACACUCCAAUAACAGUGCGGUGCCAUAUAAGAAGCUAAUGUUAAUACAGAUUAAAGGUCGCAGGCAUGUUCAGUCGAGAUUAGUCGAACCGCGGGCUUCCUCCUUGAACAGCGGCGACUGCUUCCUGUUGAUUUCUCCUCUCCACUGCUUCCUGUGGGUUGGCGAGUUCGCAAACGUCAUUGAAAAAGCAAAGGCUUCUGAGCUAGUAUCCAUAAUCCAAACAAAGAGGGAGAUCGGAUGCCGGGCAUCGUAUGUUCAAACGAUCGAAGAAGGGAUUAACACCCAUACGCACGGAGCCAGGGACUUCUGGAAACUCUUGGGUGGGCAGACUGAAUAUCAAGAUGCCGGCAGCCCAGAAGAAGACGAGCGCUAUGAGAAUGCCAUAAUCGAGACCAACUGCAUUUACAGAUUGGUCGAUGACAAACUCGUGCCCGAUGAUGCAUUUUGGGGUAAAAUACCGAGAUGCUCCCUUCUACAGUCUAAAGAGGUCCUGGUGUUUGACUUUGGCAGCGAGGUCUACGUGUGGCAUGGUAAAGAGGUGACGUUGUCUCAAAGGAAGACUGCAUUUCAGCUGGCCAAACAUCUGUGGAAUGGCAUCUUUGAUUAUGAAGCGUGUGACAUUAAUCCUCUGGAUCCUGGGGAAUGUAAUUCUCUUAUACCAAGGAAAGGACAUGGCCGGCCCGAUUGGGCGAUAUUUGGUCGGCUCACUGAACACAACGAAACCAUAUUGUUUAAAGAGAAAUUCUUGGACUGGACGGAAAUGAAGAAGCCCAAUGAGAAGAUUUUGUGUGAGGAGCCCUCAAAACAAAAGGAGGAAAAGCAAACCAACAACAAGACGCAUGAUGUCAUGCGCAUGGUCCCAGUUCCAAAGACUGCUGUAGGCAGUGUCCUUGAUGGAUUGAAUGUGGGUCGCGGUUACGGGAUGAUUGAAGGUGAAGACAGCAGACAGUACGAGAUCACUACCGUCGCUGUUGAUGUCUGGCACAUCUUGGAGUUUGAUUACAGCCGGCUGCCGAAGCAGAGUAUUGGCCAGUUCCACGAGGGAGAUGCGUAUGUGAUGAAAUGGAAGUACAUGGUGAGCGCCACAGUUGGGCAACGCCAGAAAACGGAGCAUGUGAGGGUGGCCGGUAAAGAGAAGUGUGCCUACUUUUUCUGGCAGGGGCGCCAUUCAACUGUAAGCGAAAAGGGAACGUCUGCCCUGAUGACCAUCGAGCUUGAUGAAGAAAGAGGAGCGCAGGUCCAAGUUCUCCAGGGGAAGGAGCCGCCAUGUUUCUUACAGUGUUUCCAGGGCGGUAUGAUUGUCCAUGCGGGUAGACGGGAAGAGGAAGAAGAAAACUCACAGAAUGACUGGAGGUUAUACUGUGUGCGGGGCGAGGUUCCCGUGGAAGGGAAUCUGAUUGAAGUCGCUUGUCACUGCAGUAGCCUCCGUUCUAGGACCUCCAUGAUCUUACUCAAUGUAAAUAAAGCGCUGAUCUACCUUUGGCAUGGCUGUAAGGCCCAGAGCCACACAAGGGACGUGGGAAGGACCGCAGCCAACAGCAUCAAAGAUGGGUGUCCCUUGGAAGCCGGCUUGCACAGCAGCAGCAAGGUGACCAUAUAUGAAUGCGAUGAGGGGUCUGAGCCGCUAGGAUUUUGGGAUGCGCUUGGAAGACGAGAUCGUAAAGCCUAUGACUGCAUGUUGCAAGAUCCUGGGAAGUUUAACUUCACACCACGGCUGUUUAGUCUGAGCAGCUCAUCUGGAGAAUUCACUUCUUCAGAAUUCAUGUAUCCCUCAAGAGACCCUGCGGUCGUUAAUUCUAUGCCAUUCUUACAAGAGGACCUCUACACCGCCUCGCAGCCAGCCCUCUUCCUUGUUGACAAUCAUCACGAGGUAUACCUUUGGCAAGGUUGGUGGCCUGUUGAAGAUGUUAUUACUGGAUCGGCUCGAAUCCGAUGGGAUACCGAUAGGAAAAGUGCUUUGGAAACUGUGCUACAGUAUUGCAAAGGAAAGAACAGUAAAAAGCCACCCAAAGCAUACCUGAUUCAUGCUGGCCUUGAACCGUUGACUUUCACCAACAUGUUUCCGAGCUGGGAGCACAGAGAAGAUGUUGCUCAGAUCACUGAACAGGAUGCUGACGUCUCUAAUCAGAUAUUCCUCGUUGAAGAUGUCCUAGCGAAGCUUUGUAAAAAGAUCUAUCCCCUGGAAGAACUUCUGGCCCGUCCUCUACCUGAGGGUGUGGACCCUCUGAAGCUUGAAAUUUAUCUUUCAGACAAAGAUUUCGAGACCGCAUUAGAAAUGACACGAGAGGAAUACAGCUCACUGCCAGCGUGGAAACAGGUUAACGUUAAAAAGGAAAAAGGACUUUUUUGAAGAUCGCCCUGCAAGGUCUUGCUGGAAAGUCUGAACCAGCAUUCGCAACGGUUUGACCUCAGCCACCUCACCACUAUGAAAAGUCUGUCGGAAUUUGCACUUUGCUGUCUCCUUAAAACUUUACAUUUCACAUAACGUGUUCUGUUUGCGCAUACGGCUGUAAAACACAGAUCUUAUUCCUGUACUGCGGACCGGCAGUGGAUGGAGCGGUCCGAUACAGGAAGGGCUUGACUUAGUCACACGGCGAUGCUGUCUAAUGUAUUGCGUCUUUUUGUAAAUGUAUCCGGGAACCAUUCAAACACGAGCACCCUUUUUUUACUCUCAUAGGAAGCCAUACUAUACCACCGUGCCAGACGGGCUGCGUGCCACAUUGCAAAGUGAUAGGUGCCCCAGCUGGCACUGGCAAGGGUUAAACCAUAGUAUUUACCAUGCACUUAAAACAAAUUGCAGAUCUAUUCCUUUGCUAUCAACAUACCUAUUUUGAACUGGUUCCCUUUUUUGUUUUUAUAAAUGUAUCCUGUUUGUUCAACCCUAUAGAAUUUAUUUAUAUAAACAUUGUAUUUAACUAUGCAAUAUACUCACUGUGUAAGAUUUGUGUGUUAUUACACAAACCUAAUUAUGUACCAAAACCUUAUUCUAAGCUAACCUUGGACACCGCAUAGUUAACCUUGUUCUCCUUUCUGAAAGUGUUAUUGCAUCUGGCGUAUGAUAAGGUUAUUAAUGCUGCAUCAAGGGUUAAGUGAAUGUAUCCUUUUUAAAUGGACAGGAAAUGCUCUGCAGCGCCCUCUAGUGGUGUUACAUUAUGCUAUUUUGACAACCAAAGGUUAAAUAACUUUGUCCCACGGUGUUCAGAUAUCUUUUCUUGUUUAUUUGUGUUUCCUAGUGUGUGAUGUAGCCCUUAAGGGUGCCAUGCGUUGGAGCGCUGCAAGCAUUGUUCUACAGUUCUUGCGCUUAGAUGUCGGACUUAAGGGGGUUUAUUCUACAGAAUCAACAUGUAUAGUGCCUUGUUUUGUGUACAGUUUAUAUACAGGAAUGAUGAGCCUGCAUUUGAAGGCAGUUAAGAAAACAUCUAAUAUUUGUACUUUAUAAUAGAAUACAUCUCAGUUUCUAAUACCCGAUGUAAACUUUAAACAUGUAUUUUGUGAUAUAAGAAUCUGAAUUAAAAUGCUACAGAAUAAA
Molecule: messenger RNA, 8232 nt
Organism: Spea bombifrons (plains spadefoot toad)
Lineage: Eukaryota; Metazoa; Chordata; Amphibia; Anura; Pelobatidae
Gene: SVIL
Product: supervillin
Exons: 41
Coding region: 61-7053 (2330 amino acids)
Biological process (GO): actin polymerization or depolymerization; barbed-end actin filament capping; cytoskeleton organization
Cellular component (GO): actin cytoskeleton; cytoplasm
Molecular function (GO): phosphatidylinositol-4,5-bisphosphate binding; actin filament binding
Source: RefSeq, a predicted model, not a curated record